This is a messenger RNA of Rotaria sordida, 684 nucleotides long. The record is from the annotation of a GenBank genome assembly. Lineage: Eukaryota; Metazoa; Rotifera; Eurotatoria; Philodinida; Philodinidae.
CUCUAAAUGACUUCAUGUUUGAUAGUCGUUUUCGGACUUCAUGAAAAUGGUCGUUCAAGAAUUAUGUUCUUUCGUUUUCGACCCGAGAUAACUUGGUCUAUUUUGUACCUACAUUUUCAAUGAGCCAUUUUGUUUUACGUAUUUGUAUCGGUAUGUUAAUACAGAUAGUCAUUUAUUGAGCAAGUGGUGUAAGUACUGAAAUUUAUUUGCACAGAUUUUGUUAUCGGAUACAUUUUCGAUGUUAGUUGCUGCGCUGUCAUGUAUCGGACGGAGUACCAUGUCAUCCCUGUGAAUAUUCUGUAUGUUUUCUCUGCAUUCAAUUGUAUUUGGUUCUGUAAUGCUUUCGAUUUUUUUUGUGAUGUAGAAGAACUUGUCAUGGAAUGUGUAAAUAUGGUUACGCAAUGGAUUCUAAGUCACAUUUCUUUCACUCUCUUUGUGAUCCCCAUUAUCCAAACAUUUACUCGCAAGAUAAUGAAUAAUGGGUCAUCGAGUCAAUAAAAGUGGGAAGUUGAAAAUUAUGAUAAAUAGACGGAUGAUCAUCGAGAUUCUUCUUUUUCAACUUUAUCACCAAUCGAUCCAAUAGAUAUUCCAUUGAAAAAUACUGGUUUAAAAUCAUCAUCAGAACAAGCAACACGUUGUGCAUCGGGUUAUUCUGAAUAUGAACAUCCGCAUUUAAUUAAUUAA